UACACUGUAGACAAAGCUAAAACCCUAAAACUCAUCGUUCCUUUCUCUCUUGCCAAAACCCUAAUGGCGCUUAACUACGCUCUUCGAACUGUUGCUGCCAAAUUCGUACCCUCCGCUUCGAGAUUUGUACCUUUGGCGGCCACCGCCUCUGCCGGAGUCCAUAGAUACCUGCACCACCACCAAACCUCUGCUGUUUUCGCCGUCGCCGGAGUCAACAAUCUGCUGGACCUUUUUCAGAGGACAUCUCCGUCGCUUAUCCGUCGGUACUCCAGCAAACCAAGCUCUGAUGAGUCACUUCUCCGAGUAAUCGAGUCUGAAAUCCAAUGUGCUGAGGAGUCGCAGGAUCCGGAUCAGGUCGAGGAAGCUCCACAGGAUUUCCCAUACAAAAUUGAAGAUCAUCCAGGUGAGCAGACUAUAACGUUAACUCGAAAAUACACCCGUGCAAAUAACAAAGUCGAAGAUAUUACUGUGGAAGUUCACAUGCCUGACCUCACUGCUGCCGAGGAAAAUGAGGAUGAUGACAAAGGUGAGGAAGAGAUGAAAGAAUCGGGAAGUCAACCGAGUAUACCUCUGGUUGUUAGAGUCUCUGUGAAGGAUGAACCAUUUCUCGAGUUUGGUUGUACUGCAUACCCCGACGAGAUUAUCAUUGAUACAUUGUCCAUCAAGGAUCCCACUGGUUCCGAGGAUCAAAUGGCAUAUGAAGGACCUGAUUUUGCGGACUUGGAUGAGAACUUGCAGAAGGCUUUCCACAAGUUCUUGGAGGUUCGGGGAAUCAAGCCCAGCACGACCAAUUUCUUGCACGGGUACAUGCUCGAGAAAGACGACAGAGAAUACAUAACUUGGCUUAAGAACUUGCACAAGUUCGUCGAGGCAUAGAUCGAAUUGCAGCAAUUUUGAUGGAUCAUGAAAGCCCACCAUUGUUAUAGGUACAAACAAGUAUCCAUGAAUGAAAUUUCAAGAAUUGAUGUUUUCAAGAAUUGGUCUUUUGACAGUCCAACUUAUUUCAUAUCAUAGAAAUCUUGAAACUUGCAUGACUCUUACAUGAUAGAUACAUAAUCUGCUGUGGG
Molecule: messenger RNA, 1067 nt
Organism: Andrographis paniculata
Lineage: Eukaryota; Viridiplantae; Streptophyta; Magnoliopsida; Lamiales; Acanthaceae
Exons: 3
Coding region: 64-876 (270 amino acids)
Cellular component (GO): mitochondrial matrix
Source: RefSeq, a predicted model, not a curated record